Molecule: messenger RNA, 519 nt
Organism: Sclerotinia borealis F-4128
Lineage: Eukaryota; Fungi; Ascomycota; Leotiomycetes; Helotiales; Sclerotiniaceae
Source: the annotation of a GenBank genome assembly
AUGAAUGGGCCAGCAUUCAAUUCUUCGGGAGGAGGUCAGCAGAUGGUUGACCCUUCGACCGCUGCUGCUGUUAAAAAUAUGCAAAUGAUAAUGGAAUCCUGUCCGGGCAAGACCGUCGUCUCCGGUGUAAUGGGAUUUGCCCUCGGUGGAGCCUUUGGUCUCUUCAUGGCAUCCAUGCAAUACGAUACCCCCAUCCAUACCUCUUCCGCAGCCGCAGAAAUUACCUCUCUCCCCUUGCGCGAACAACUCAAACGUGGUCUCAAAGACAUGGGAUCCCGCUCCUAUUCCUCGGCCAAAAAUUUUGGCAAAGUGGGCGCUAUUUUCGCAGGCACAGAAUGCUGUGUUGAAGGGUUUAGAGCAAAGAAUGACUUGAAGAAUGGGGUUAUUGCGGGAUGUAUUACGGGAGGUGUGCUGGCGGCGCCGGCGGGACCACAGGCUGCGGCGGUGGGGUGUGCGGGUUUUGCGGCGUUCAGUUUGGCAAUUGAUAGUUAUAUGAGGAGGCCGAGUGACGGAGAUUAG